Messenger RNA from Acaulospora colombiana, 1008 nucleotides. NCBI's taxonomy places the organism in Eukaryota, Fungi, Glomeromycota, Glomeromycetes, Diversisporales, Acaulosporaceae. The record is from the annotation of a GenBank genome assembly.
AUGCAGGUGUUAUCCUCUCGAGAAUCCCAGAUGGGAGCUCGAUCCGCAUCGUUGCGACCUCAGCCACUGACGAACGCACAUGUGGACGCGGGAGGCUUGUACAAACGGGUGGCGGAGUUGAGAUCCAUAAUGACGUGCAAAAAGGCGUCCCGGUGUGUGCGACUAGACGGGGGUAUCGAGAUGGAGAGAAACGCACCGAACCUUGUAGAACUGGUAGUGUUUGAGCGAGAGGCUCAUGAGAACGCGUUGGGCGCCGUCCCUGCAGCUUCAAGCAUGAGCCAGCCCUGCAAACUGUUCCUCUUCGUCAUCGCCCAUCCAUGCAGGCGGGCAUUCGGCCGCACGAGUGCCCAGGAGGAGACGGAGAAAUUGCACAAGGAGGGAGAGCGAAAAGGAGCAGAAAAAUCCGAAGAUAAUUGUAGCAUUCGUCCAGAGGAGACCAGGGUAGGAUUUCUAAGCUUCAAGCUCAGAGAUACCAGUGAUCCAGCAACUCCACCACCUCAGGAUGGGCCCUCCACCGCGUGUUCCAGCCCUGCGCAGACCAGUUUUGCAGCUUUGCUCGUCACUACAGAUGAUACGUCGGCUGUUGGCCUGAAGCUGGGUUUGCCAACUCAACUCUCUCCUUCUUCUCGAUCGGCAUCCCAAAAAUGUAUUGAGCGUCCAAUUCAGUCCGACAAAAGUGUAGAUAUGAAGAGAGUUUUCGUUCUGAUGGAUCCCCGAGGAGGAGUAGAGGCUGGAGAGGAGUGCUGGGAGCAACAAAGCGCCGUGCUGUACCCUACCAUCUCUGCUCACUUCAGGCCAACUGGUGCACGCACGGAUAAACACGGGUAUCUAUCACUAUCUGCGGAGAAACUGCGUCGUGUUUCGACUUGGUAUACCAGCCGACGUAUCAUCUGUAGUGACGAGCAAAGCUGCAAAACUGGUCUGCGCAGGGCUGGAACACGCGGUGGAGGGCCCAUCCUGAGGUGGUGGAGUUGCUGGAUCACUGGUAUCUCUGAGCUUGAAGCUUAG